UGGUUAUAUUUCUUCAUCUUUUGCAAUGUAUAAAUAUGUACAUAUUAUACAUGUAAUCUUAUAAUUAAAAGUUGACCAUAUUGUGGAUUUCCUAUUAAAGAUAUUGUUUUUUUUAAUAUGGCACUCUGUUCAGGUAGUGAUAAGAAAUGCCACCACUUAUCAGGACUGAAUGAACCCAGAUUAUGGUUCCUGAGAUUUGUAAGAAAUUCCUUACGAUUCCUUACGAAAUUUGUAAGAAAGUUUAGUGUCUGUCUUUGCAGUUGAAACUCCGCCCCCCCGCCCUGACCCUGUCCCCAACCAUGUUCGUCAUAGAUUGCUACCAGAGAAAACAGAAACCCUAUAAAUGAUAAACACAGAUGUUGACCCAGACAGAAGUUAAGUGAAGCGUUCAUUAUACUUUGUUAAUGUACUUGGAGUGACUGUUACAAAUUUUUUAAUUGCUUUCAUACAACCUUUUGCAUGUCAUGAGAUUUGUAUGACAAAUUUAGCAUUGCUGUUAGUUUCUUAGUUGUUGAUCUGGCUUCUGCUGGCCAGAACAAAUAGCAAAUUAAGAGACGCAUAAAUAUAUACACUUAAGUUCUACCAAAACUACAGAUAUUUUUUGGAAGUUUUAUGCAAGAAGUCAUUCAAAGUAUAUUGGCUGAGUAUUGUAGGUGCUUCCCUUCUGUCUGGGCAACAGCUCCAUUCAUCAUUACCACUUUAGGUGCCUUCUGUGAGAUGUUGAAUUUGAAGUUAAGUUUUAUUUGAAGGAGAACUUUGAACCAUGAGGCAAAUCUACUCAGUGUAGAUGAAGAUGAGGAUUCUGAAACCUCCAAAAGGAAAAAGUGAAAAUACACAAAAUUCAUCAUUAUGUUCUGGAACUGUAAGACGUUUUCCUCAUGCUAAUGCACAGAUAGCAAUAGUAAAAACAGCAGCCCAAAGCAGUCUGGACCAAAAGGAAAGGAAAGAAUACCCACCUCAUGUCCAAAAAUUUGAAAGUAACCCUGUAAGGUUAAGUCGGCCCCAAGGUGUUGAUCGUAUAAUGAAAAAAACAGAAGAGUCUGAAUCACACCUGGAGUCUGAAAUUAAAAGGAAAGUUGCACAGAAACGUCACAGUAGUACAUAUCAGUCUACCCCACCUUCUCCGUCUCCUGCUUCCAAAAAAUGUUUAACUGAUUUAGAGGUUUCUAAACAGUGUGGAUAUUGUCCAAAAUGUGGGAAAGAAAAAGAAAAUCAGACCAAAUGCCAAAGUUGUGGUAUUCAUUUUCCUAAGGAUUUGCAGAGAAAUUGCAGACAAGCUGUAACUUUGAAUGACUCUGCUGGAUUAUCAUUAAGAACAUCAAUUCAUCAGAAUUCUGGAGGACAGAAGUCACAAAACACAAUAUUACCAGCCAAGAAGUUUUAUGGCAACAGUGUCGAAGAGAUUCCAAUUGAUCUUAUUGUGAAUUGUGAUGAGAGGAGACAGAAUUGUUUACAUACUAAUGGGAAAGUCAUUUUAUCUAGGGCAAAAGUAGCCAAAAUCACAAACCUGAAAGAAAGGAAAACAAGCCUGUCAGACCUAAAUGAUCCAAUCAUUUUGUCCAGUGAUGAUGAUGAUGAUGAUGACAAUGACAGGACUAACAGAAGAGAAAGCGUCUCUCCUCAACCUGCUGAUUCAGCAUGUUCUUCCCCAGCACCAUCCACUGAAAAAGUAGAAGCAGCACUAAAUGAAAACACUUGUAGAAUAGAGCAUGAACUAAGAAGCAUUCCAGCAGAUUCAGAAUUAAAUACAGUUACAUUGCCAAGAAAAGCAAGAAUGAAAGACCAGUUUGGUAAUUCUAUUAUCACCACACCUCUAAAACGUCGCAAAGUGAUUUCUCAAGACACUUUAGUUGAUCCUGUAUCUUUAAGCUGCCAAAGCUCCUCUGAUACCGUAGUUUUAAACUGUCGAAGUAUACGAGUAGGAACACUCUUCCGACUAUUAAUAGAACCUGUAAUUUUUUGUUUAGAUUCUAUCAAGAUACAGCUAGAAGAACCAGAAAAUGAUCCUGUAGGGAUUACUUUAAAUACCUCUGAUCUAACAAAAUGUGAAUGGUGUAAUGUCCGAAAAUUACCAAUAGUGUUUCUUCAGACUACACCGGCAGUUUAUCAGAAGCUGAGCAUGCAACUGCAGAUGAACAUGGAGGAUAAAGUUUGGAAUGACUGUAAAGGAGUAAAUAAGUUAACAAAUUUGGAAGAACAAUACAUAAUUCUAAUUUUUCAAAAUGGCCUUGAUCCUCAGGCAAAUAUGCUAUUUGAAAAUAUUAUUACUGACAUUGGUAUAAAGAAUAAUGUGUCAAAUUUUUUUGUGAAAAUUCCCUUUGAUGAAGCCAAUAGCAGACUUGUUGCCUGUACAAGAACCUAUGAAGAGAGCAUCAAAGGAAGUUGUGUGCAAAAAGAAAACAAAAUUAAAAAUGUGGCCCUUGAAUCUAAAAUACAACUUAAAAACAAACAAGAAUUCCAAUUUUUUGAUGAUGAGGAAGAAACUGGAGAGAGCCAUACCAUCUUCAUGGGUCCUGUAGAAAAAUUGAUAGUAUAUCCACCACCUCCAGCUAAGGGAGGCAUCUCCGUUACUAAUGAGGACCUGCAUUGUCUAAGUGAAGGAGAAUUUUUAAAUGAUGUUAUUAUAGACUUUUAUUUGAAGUAUUUGGUGCUUGAAAAAUUGAAGAAAGAAGAAGCUGACCGAAUUCAUAUAUUCAGUUCUUUUUUCUAUAAACGCCUUAAUCAGAGGGAGAGGAGAAAUCUUCAUGAAACUACUAAUCUAUCAAUACAGCAGAAGCGACAUGGAAGAGUAAAAACAUGGACCCGGCAUGUAGAUAUUUUUGAGAAGGAUUUUAUUUUUGUGCCCCUUAAUGAAGCUGCACACUGGUUUUUGGCCGUUGUUUGUUUCCCUGGUUUGGAAAAACCAAAGUAUGAACCUAAUCCUCAUUACCAUGAAAAUACAGUCACGCAAAAAAGUUCACCUGUAGAGGACAGUUGUAUUUCUUCUCCUUCACCCAGUGAAAUGGACAAUUGUUCACAAAACUCUGCUGCCAAGCCUGUAAUUAAGAAGAUGCUAAACAGAAAGCAUUGCAUAGCUGUAAUUGAUUCAAAUAAUGAACAGGAAGAAAGUGACCCUCGUUAUCGGAGAAACAUAAGCAGUGUGAAAUGUAGUCUGAAAAAAAUAAAUCAUACUGCAAGUGAAAAUGAAGACUUGAAUAAAGGAGAACCCGCAUGCCAGCAAUUUGUUGAUAGGACUGAAAGUGAGGAUGGCCUACAGAAUGAAUAUUUAAGUUCUAUGCACCAUACAGAUGGUUUAAGCAAAAUAAGACUAAACUACAGUGAUGAAUCAGCUGAAGGUAGUAAAAUGCUUGAAGAUGAAUUCGUCGACUUCUCAGAAGAUCAGGAUAACCAGGAUGAUAGCAGUGAUGAUGGACUCCUUGCUGAUGACAACUGCAGUUCAGAAAUAGGACAGUGGCAUUUAAAGCCUACUAUCUGUAAACAACCUUGUAUCCUACUGAUGGACUCACUCAGAGGCCCUUCUCGGUCAAAUGUUGUCAAAAUUCUAAGAGAGUAUUUAGAGGUGGAAUGGGAAGUUAAAAAAGGAAGCAAAAGAAGUUUUUCCAAAGAUGUUAUGAAAGGCUCUAAUCCAAAAGUACCGCAGCAAAACAACUUCAGUGACUGUGGCGUGUAUGUGUUGCAGUAUGUGGAGAGCUUUUUUGAGAAUCCAAUUCUCAAUUUUGAAUUACCAAUGAAUCUGGCAAACUGGUUUCCUCCCCCAAGAAUGAGAACAAAAAGAGAAGAAAUCCGAAACAUAAUUCUGAAGCUACAGGAAGAUCAGAGCAAAGAGAAGAAGAAGCAUAAGGACGCUUACUCAACAGAAACGUCUUUAGGUGAAGGAGCAGAACAGUGCGUCAACAGCAUCUCAGAUUGACUGUUUCCGAUGCUUGUCAGUAUUGUCUUCAGAACUGAGUGACUUUCAACUUUGGGUAUAGACAGUAAAGAACUGAAAUGCUCACUACUCAGAGUGAUUUGGAAAUGUUAAUGAUUGUAUAAAUGUCAUAUAAUUAAUUUCCAAUGGAGUAUGUAUUAAGUAAAAGUCUGUAAAUAUGUUAAUGAGGCCAAUUUUUCCAGCAUUUAUAAUUAUUUUUUUCACUUGUUAGGAAGCUUUUGUUAUGUAUUUUCUGUUAAUAGUACUUAAAACUGCAACUUCUAAACACAAAUAAAUAAAAAGAAAAUAUUUAUAGGAGGAAAUGAUUAAUUUGAUAUUCUUUAGUGAAAUUAAAUUCUUUAGUGGGUGUGCUAUAUUUCAUGGGAAUAUUCGAGUAUCUAUGAUGAUCUUUUCACUUUUGCAUUUGUUUUAAAAUAAAAUGUAAAAAUAAGAUUAAAUUGAAGGCAUUUUGAACAAGAAAGACAUCUUCAUAUGCUUGUAUAGCAGGAAAAAAAAUAACAGGUUUUUUUUUUAACCCGGAUACUUCCUUGUGUUUGGAGAACUUGGCCCCAAAAGUAUAAUAAAUAUUUCUAAUUUUACUCAAUUAUUUAAGAAGAAGCAAGUCAAAGAAAAAUAACUUUGAAUUAUACUGCUACGUAAAAACUAUAUCAUAUGUUAUUGUGAAGUACCUUUCUGAAGAUAUCAAAAACUCAGGUUAAAACUAUUUUGGUAAGUACAGCUUGAAUUUCAAAUAUCCCAUGUUACCUUCCUAUAUUACAGUUUAAAGUAUCUACAAUCUGUGUGAUAUAGUUAACUGAUAAACAUUUUUAACCUGUGAACACAGAAAUUUAAAUAGGAAUUUACUAUUUUUUGUAAUGACUUUUGCUAUUUUUUCAUUGCUCAUUUUGUUCUUGUUAUUUUGAUAUACAAAAUACCAGACUUUUUGCACCUGAGUUUUUUAGUGAAAAUUAUUUUUACAUGUAAAAAGUACUAUCUUUAAUCAGUUGCAUACUGCAGAAAAUAAUAGUCUUAUCUUGAAAUCCCCUUUAAAAACACUAAAAUGUGGUGGUGGUGGUGACACAUUUACAGUUCAUGUAGGAAUCUUGCAUAUACCUGCUGAAACUAUUAUUUUCAAAUGAAAUGUUACACAUUCUUUCAAAUUAACUUUGAGACUUGAAAUUAUAUAUUUGAAAAGUCAUCUUUUUUGUUAAAUAAUUUAAAAAGCACAUAUAGCAAACAUAGUUGAGAAUAAAAGAAAGACCAUUUUUAAUCAGCAGUUACUUUAUUUUUAAUCUGGCCGUUUCUGGCAUUGCAACCCACAUUUUAGGCUAAUUUAUUGAAUUUAACAAAGUCCAUGGAUGUGUUUGGGGUGGAUUUGGGGUGUUGUUAACAACAACCAAAAAAAUAGAAAAAAUCUGCUUUAUACACACUCAUUAAAGGAAAAAUUAAAAUGUUAAGUUUCAGGAACAUCACCAUUAGUGUUAUUGAUUAUGGACUUGUUACUUUGAACUAUCUUAACAUUUUUAUUUGUGAUUAUAUUAUUACUUUUUAAGGAAUACCCUAGAGCUCUUAACUCAGAUAUGAAAAGACAAGUUUAUUAUUUACUGAAUAUGGACCAAGAAAGAAAUUUUUUUAAAAACCUCAUGGCAGUACGCAAAACUGGCAUUUUUUUUUUUUACUGUACUGUGUUAGAAUUUAAGGUACUGAAAGAACUAUUCUAAAAUGCUUGUUUUUGUUUCAGUUUCUAAUGAUUACAUUUUGCACUCUUAAUUUUUGAAAAGAUAAAAAAAUAACCUGUCCCAUGGGCCAAUUCAGUCCAUCAUGUUUUGACAUGAGAAAUACAGAUAUGUCUGUCAACUUUCUAGAGGCAGAGUAUCCAGCUGUUUGAUCAUAUUUCUCCCACCCUGUAUAAAAUUCUAUAUUUAAAAGUUAUGCUAGCUAAUGACUUUGCUUUGGAGACAAAUCUUUGGAGACUGCCAGGUUGAGCUCCAAAAUUAGAGUUGAGAAUCUUUGGUGUGUAUGCACAUUUACUUGCUAAUUGUGUGCCCUGGUACUUCUACAUGUAGUUUAUAGUGGGUAUCAACCUUUUAAAAUGUAUUAUUAGUACUCAGAAGUCGUGAAGCAGAAUUUUAAAGCUUAGAGGUUUGUUACUAGAUGCUGAAACUGCAUGACAGUAUCUGGUGUCUUAACUAAUUAGAUAGAUUUGUUGUAUUUGUUUUCUUGUUGGAUAGAAUAACAUUUAAUCAUUUUUAGAAGGGUUUUAGAUUACUUGACAUAAAAUUUGUAUGUGUCUUAGCUCUUGGUAGUUUACGAGCAAAGUUGGCAUUCAACUAGUCCUUUUCCUUUGAUGUUGCUAAGACAGCUGAAAACUUAAUAGUGUUAUUUCAGGUUCACAUAAACCUAAAUCAGUUAAGCAUAGUAACCUGUGCUUAAAUUAUUAGUUAAUUAAAUGUAGGCGGUUUUAUUUGAAAGGAUGAAAUAAUUAUCUAAAUUAUAUCUUGUUUAUGUCACCAAAAUGAAUUUCAUAUUUUUCUCUUUAAAAAACUAUGAUCUCUGAGAACUGUAAGAUACAAAAACGAAUGUUUUAAUUUCCCAGAAGUUAAAAAUUAUAAUUAAAGUCUCAGAAAAUUCACUGAAGAGGAAGAAUAAAGAAUAUAUUUUAAUAUAUAUGAUCAAGAGUUGGUGGUGUAAAGCUUACUGGGAUGUAGUAAUAGAAAGGAUAAUUUAGUUAGACAAAACCCAUCAGAGAUGAGGCUGUGUGGUACUGUGUGUGUAGAAGAGGUGCAGACAGCAGGGUGGCUCUGAGAACAAAGCAGAAGGAGGAGAUUAUUGGGGAAGGAGACCACAGACUCUAGCCAGGGACCAUCAAUGGAGAGCUGACCACUGAAUGGACAGAGGCAGACCAUAGAAGGAAACGUAACGUACUGAACAAUGUUCUAAAAUACUCCAGCAAGACUUUCUGGUACAUUUGUCAUUUCACUACUCCCAAGAAGAAGUAAAACAGUUACGAAAACUGUGCUUCAAAACUUAAAUUUAACCACAGAGGAAGUAUUGGUUGAUCAAGUGGAAGAAAUGUACACCUUGGGGAAAAUAGGCCCCCCAUCUUAAUUCUGAAAAGCCAGAUGAAGAAAUAGUGGUAGAAUGCCCUGAACUAUUAAGGAAAUCAGAGGGCAGUGCACUUAGAGGAAAGUACCACAGAUCAUAGUCUGAAACAGAAAAAAGUUAAAAGCUUAGAGGUCUUCACUGUCUUUAUCACAGCAGUCAUGCCAUACUUACUGUAGAUUAUAGCGAGGAACAUAUUAUCCAAAACAAGGAUUUUCCAGAAAUGUGCAAAGGAUCAAUAUAUGUCCCUAACAUCUUUCAAGUUGCUGGUCCCAAAGGUAAUAAGGCUUGCCUGCAUUUUCUUCUCUCAAAUGCUUUAAGAUACCACUUUACACCUACCUCCCAAAUUCUGAUUAAGAACUUGAUAGGUAAAGUUAAUAAAUUCCUGUUACUAAACUUUGCAGAAUUAUAAAGAAAUUAAAGUACUCAAAGGUUAGAGACCAUCAGAUACCUUGUUUUUCAAAAGGCGCAAAGUAGAUUCUGCAAAUUACAAGAACAUCAACUCUUGAUAAGAUUCUAAAGUGGAUUUAUUAAAUGGAUGAUUUGUGAACUCUUAAUGUUCACCAGGAGUUACGAGUUGUAACUCCUGAGUUGUUUGUAACCAGAGUUGUUUAGCAUUUUAACUAGGAUUCUGAACUUGUCUGUCAAUCUGUAGAAUGCAGCCAGACUAACAAUUCUCAAAGUGUGUUUGCUAACUCUAGUUUUGAGAGAGAGAAGUUCUGUGGUUGAAUAAGUUUAGAAAAAUUUUGAAACAAAUUUAGCAGGUUUCUUGGAGCCAAUAUGCAGAAUGAUUAAACAAGGAAAAUACAGAACACAGUAUACUAAAUUCAGAAUUUGACCAUAUCCUCUUUCUCUUCUCCUGCACUGGUUCUCUAAACUUCCUUAUAAAUACUAGCCAUCAGAAGACAGAAUUAACUAUUUGGGGUGUUUGUGAACUGAACUUUAUGAGAAGAUGUUUUUGAGACUUAUCUGAGGCUGGUUAUUUUUUUACAUUUUAUUUUAUUAAUACUUGGGUAUACGAUUUGGAAACUUGAAAAUAAAUGACUAGUGUCUUGGGGAAA
Messenger RNA from Cervus elaphus (red deer), 8070 nucleotides. It is a transcript of the gene SENP6, whose product is annotated as SUMO specific peptidase 6. Gene Ontology annotation, molecular function: SUMO-specific endopeptidase activity. The coding region runs from base 788 to 3910 and encodes 1040 amino acids. Gene Ontology annotation, cellular component: nucleus; cytoplasm. The transcript is spliced from 22 exons. Gene Ontology annotation, biological process: regulation of kinetochore assembly; protein desumoylation; regulation of spindle assembly. NCBI's taxonomy places the organism in Eukaryota, Metazoa, Chordata, Mammalia, Artiodactyla, Cervidae. The record is from RefSeq and is a predicted model, not a curated record.